Molecule: messenger RNA, 951 nt
Organism: Caenorhabditis briggsae
Lineage: Eukaryota; Metazoa; Nematoda; Chromadorea; Rhabditida; Rhabditidae
Gene: Cbr-let-767
Product: Protein CBR-LET-767
Exons: 4
Coding region: 1-951 (316 amino acids)
Biological process (GO): fatty acid elongation
Cellular component (GO): endoplasmic reticulum
Molecular function (GO): oxidoreductase activity
Source: RefSeq, a predicted model, not a curated record
AUGGCUUGCCAGUGUUUCCUAGUUGGUGCUGGAUACGUGGCGCUGGCCGCUGUCGCCUAUCGUAUUUUGACGAUUUUCUCCAACAUUUUGGGACCAUAUGUGCUCCUUUCGCCGAUUGAUUUGAAGAAGAGAGCUGGAGCUUCGUGGGCUGUUAUCACCGGAGCGACUGAUGGAAUCGGAAAAGCUUACGCCUUCGAGCUCGCCCGCCGUGGCUUCAACGUCUUCAUCGUCUCGCGUACCCAAUCGAAACUUGACGAAACCAAAAAGGAAAUCCUCGAAAAAUACCCAAAUAUCGAGGUCCGUACCGCCGCUUACGACUUCACCAACGCCGCUCCUUCUGGAUACAAGAAUCUUCUGGAGACACUGAACAAGGUGGAAAUUGGAGUCCUCGUGAACAAUGUCGGUCUGAGUUACGAGUAUCCAGAUGUCCUUCACAAGGUUGACGGAGGAAUCGAGCGUCUGGCCAACAUCACUACGAUCAAUACGCUUCCACCAACUCUGCUCUCCGCCGGAAUCCUCCCACAGAUGGUUGCUCGUAAAGCUGGAGUUAUUGUCAAUGUUGGAUCGUCGGCCUCGGCCAACCAAAUGGCUCUAUGGGCUGUCUACUCGGCUACCAAGAAAUACGUUUCCUGGCUGACAGCAAUCCUUCGCAAGGAAUACGAACACCAAGGAAUCACCAUCCAAACCAUCGCCCCAAUGAUGGUGGCCACCAAAAUGUCCAAAGUGAAAAGAACCUCAUUCUUCACGCCAGACGGUGCCACUUUCGCGAAAUCCGCCCUCAACACUGUCGGAAACUCAUCGGAUACCACUGGAUACAUCACUCAUCAGCUCCAACUCGAGGUUAUGGAUCUGAUCCCAACCUUCAUUCGUGACAAGAUCCUCACCAACAUGAGCGUCGGAACUCGUGCCGCCGCCUUGAGAAAGAAGGAGAGAGAAGCCAAGGCUCAAUAA